AUGUCCUCGUCCGGAAGUGAGACCGGCGGGACAAAGGCAAUCCCCGGUGCCGACGGGUGGACCGACCAUCGCCUCGUCAUCUCGAAGAUGCGGAUUCGCCCACAGCCUCGCAGGAAACCUCAAGGUAAGUGACACCCAGAUAAGCUGAAUAUUGCCUUGUUGUCUUUGCCUGCUCACCAUCUCCAUUUCAGCAUCGAGCUAGUUCAACGGCUGGCCAACAUUCCAUUCGCCGUUGACGACAGCGCCUCCGUGGGGAACCGAUGAUGUCAACCGGGAGACACAGUCCAGUCGACGACCCUGGCCAUCCUCGGUUGCGCAAGUCGCCAACACCAGGAUUGGUUCGACGACAGCAACGCCGCCAUCAGCAGCCGGCUCGAAGAGAAGAACAGUCUGCACAAAGCCUACGUCACUCGCCCCACCGACGACAACAGAGCAGCCUUCUGCCGCAGUCGCCGUCUUCUACAACAACGACUGCGCGAGGCGCAGGAUGCCUGGACGGCUCGCAAGGCAAAGGACAUCCAAGGGUACGCGGAACGCAAAGAAUGGAAAAACGUCUUUGUCGCGACCAAAGUCCUCUACGAUCCGUCAAUCAAAGCUACUGCACCUUUUCUCAGCGCCGAUGGCAGUACCCUACUCACUGAGAAGACACAAAUUCUACAGCAGUGGAUCAUGCAAUUCCGGGGCGUCCUCAACCGUCUCUCCACCAUCUUCAACGCCGCCAUUGCCGUCCGCCUCAAUUGGAGACCAACGCCGACAUCGACCUCCGUCCUCUCUUUACGAAACCGUCAGGGCCGUACAGCAGCUCUCCAGCGGGAAAGCGGAUGGAUCGGACGCGAUACCCGCUGA
Molecule: messenger RNA, 846 nt
Organism: Spirometra erinaceieuropaei
Lineage: Eukaryota; Metazoa; Platyhelminthes; Cestoda; Diphyllobothriidea; Diphyllobothriidae
Source: the annotation of a GenBank genome assembly